CACUUGCGCUCGCAGCCUCCUGACUGUCCGCCGCUCUCUGCUUUCCUCUCUCCGCCUAUCUUCCUCUAUUGCACACACACACAUUUACACACACGCACACACUCACGCAUGCAUGCAUGCAUGCAUGCAUGCAUACACUCUCCCUUAUCUCACUAUCUCCCCUCUCUCUCUCAGUCCCACUCGGUCCUGUGCAGACUUGAAGACCCCGGAGAGGAGAUGAUGCUGGUGGUGAUUCUGUUGGAGCUUUAGUGGUGAUUUUUCUUUUUCCUCUUUAAAAAACGAAAACUAGACUCAGAGCAAUGUUGAUGCAACAGCACCUCUUCCCUCUGCACUGUGUUGAUCUGCCUGCCUCCUGCCUAGAAUCAGCCCAUUUUGGGGGGAUUUAAGCGUCAGAGAGUGUGCUGCGCUGGCUGUGCGCUCUGCGGUUCUGGGGCGCUGGAUCUUCUUCUCCCCUUUUCACUGAAGGAUGCUCAGUUCUUUCCACGAUCAGGAGUAUUACUACUAUAACUACCAGUACUCUUGCUGCUGCUGUCCACUUCUCUACCCCAGCCAGAUUGCAGUCUGAGGCGCCCUGGUCCCCUAAAGGGAAGAAGAAGCAUGUCAGAGGCACCCGUGUUGCACGUGGAAAUGAGACGUCUGUUGCUGGUUCUGCUGGACUCCAGCCUUUAAACCAGACUUCAGAUUAUCCAAAAAAGGCUCUGAAGAAAUUGGGGAUCCUAAGAGUUCCUUUCUGACGAGCUGAAAAUUCCUGUAUCACUGUAUAUCGAGGAGCACCAACUGCUUAACCAGCUUUAUGGUUUUCUGACUUGUCCAAGACUCCAAUUUUGGCGUCUGACUAAGAGGUGAUUAGAGAAAUCCCCCGGACCCUGUCAGAAACUCCAAAUCAGCACACUCAUACACUGAGAUGACCCAAGAACAGUGCACUCAUAGGAACAAUGUCCAGAGUUCAGAGAAACCACAAGUAUACAAAGUGGGAAUAUACGGCUGGAGGAAACGCUGCCUUUACUUCUUCGUCCUGCUGCUGAUGAUCCUGAUCCUGAUCAACUUGGCGCUAACUAUCUGGAUCCUCAAGGUCAUGAAUUUCACCAUAGACGGCAUGGGCAACCUCAGAAUAACAGAGAAAGGCUUGAAACUGGAAGGGGACUCUGAGUUCCUCCAACCCCUCUAUGCCAAAGAAAUCCAAUCCAAACCAGGCCGCCCGCUGUUCCUGCAGUCAUCCAGAAACGUGUCGGUCAACAUCGUCAACAGCAACAACCAGCUGCUCACACAACUUGUAACAGGAUCCAGUGGAUUUAAAGCACGAGGCAAGAUGUUUGAAGUCAAAUCCACCUCUGGGAAGCUCCUCUUCUCCGCCGAUGAGCAGGAGGUGGUGGUGGGUGCCGAGAGGCUCCGAGUGAUGGGGGCCGAAGGAGCCGUGUUCAGCAAAUCAGUGGAGACGCCACAUGUCAGGGCCGAGCCGUUCAAAGAGCUGAGGCUGGAGUCUCCAACUCGCUCCUUACUGAUGGAGGCUCCUAAAGGCAUCCAGAUUCUGGCUGAGGCCGGAGACAUCCAGGCCAUCUGCAGGAAUGAGCUGCGACUGGAGUCCAAAGACGGAGAGAUCUCUCUGGAUGCUCGGAGGAUUCGCCUGAUGCGGCUGCCUGAGGGGAAGGCCUCCACCAGCUCCUCGUCCUCUGGGACCAGGCAGACUGUCUACGAGGUUUGCGUUUGCCCCAACGGGAGGCUUUUCCUGUCCCAGGCCGGCACCGGAUCCACCUGCCAGAUCAGCAACAAUGUCUGCCUCUAGGACUGAUACAUACAAAUAUAUAUAAAUACACAGAUAUCCUGAAAGAAAGACAGGCAAAAACAGACAGAUGUACACAUAUCGCCUGCCUCUAGGACUGAUUAACAGUAAACAAAGACAUUACACACAAAGACUGCCAGAGCUGAUGGAAGUAUAAACGGUCAUUGAUACUGUACCUAUACAGACAUACUGAUGUAUACACUUUACAAUCACACUCAGACACUCAGACUGAUAUUUAGGCUCAACCGAUAUGUUUUAACAGGCCAAUACCGAAGAUUUUGGAUUUGAAGCUGCUGACAGCUGAUAUUUUGUGCCAAUAUUUCAAUGCUAAAAAAUAUUUUCUCCCUUAAUUUUAUACCUUUCAGAGUGUCACACACAUCUCUCUAAGCUCUUUAUACAUACAGUACAGCAGCAGUUAUUCGGCUUUUAAACUGGAUUACGUGAAUAAAGGAAAAAAGGAAAGUGUGUUGCAUUGCAGGUUUUAAUGACUUUUUAAUACAGCUGAGGUCAGAAAAGAACCUUCAUCUCCAUCAUAUUGGGAACAUAGGACACUGACUGGCUGAUAGAGUAAUAUUUAAUAAAAGGACAGUAUUGGUAAUAUAUCGGUCUGACCCUAACAGUCAUCAUGACACUGCUGUUUAUUAAUAGCGUACAUACAUACAGAUGCACACACUAGCUUACAGACAUGCAUUCACACAGUAUACAUAUUUUAACAUGGUAUACACACAAACACUCUCUGCUCGCAGGAGCUUCCUGGUAGAAACUGAGAGAAAAAUCUCCAGAGAUUUAUUAGAAGAGACGCUGAGUACCAGAAUCACUAGGGUGAUCACCCAUGGCAACAGGCCCCACCCAUUGCCCCUCCCCUCCAUUCUUCUUCUCCUUUUUCCUCAUCUUCUCUUUUUUCUUCUCCAAUGCUUACCACAGCUGAGAUAAUGAAAGGAUUUCUACUUUUCCUGUUGUUCAUUUUAAAGCCCCAUUGGCAUGCUAUAAGCACUUAAUUACGACUAUUCCUAAUAUGAAUUGUAUCAGGAUAUAAGAUGGUAUAAUGAACAGGAGGGAUGGCAUGGAUGUAUUAUAAGAACUGAUUACCGGACUACAAAAUGGCACCCAUUCACUUGAAUGAAAAGUGCUCGGCCAGCACACAGAACUAAAGUUUUCCGGCUUACAGGCGCGCUCGGCCAUAGACUUUACAUCUUUUCUAGGAUCGGGGAAGGUUUUACAAAUAUAACACAUUCAUGGAUUGAAAUAAUUCAUAACACAGAGUAAUAACUGACCUUGUUUGCAGUUUGAGGUGUCCUGUUAAACGUUUUACAGACGCAUCUUUGAUAAUGGGGGCCGAUGGGGAAAGUGCUCUCUGGGCCACAGGGGAUUUUUCUUUGUUGCAGUACCACGAGUGGCCACUGGGACAAAUUGGCAGCUAGGCUGACUGGCAGCGCCGUAUCCAGCUCUCUUACUACAUCCAUGGGACUUGGAUAGAUCCUAAAGUAGACAUAUUAUUAACAGCCAUCAGUCAAAACACAUAGCAGAUCCAGAUGUGCAUGUGCUAUACACAGUAUGUGUAUAUGCAUGGAGUACUGUUAGUGUGCCUAUAUGACAAUGCAUCAAUCACAUUUUGGUUGAGUGAAAAACACUUGAUGCUUAAGUUGUAUACCCGUAAAUUAGCCCACAAAUAUUCAGCCUAUUUGAUUUGUUACAAUCUCUCCAAAGUGUGUCACGCCAUGUUCACGUCCGUCACAUUCAUUCAGCUGGAAUCAAUCAUUCAAAUUAGCUUCCCAGUGCUAGCAGCAGUUCAUUCAUGGGAAUUAUUUGCUUAGAAAGUAUUAACAACAACUAACGUGGAUUUAGACGUUUGAACACGUUGAGCACGUGAUCUUCCAUGUUGCGGCGGGGAGAUGACGCCCAGGUCUCACUCUUCCUGUGAUAUGAUGUGAACAUGGCUGCGACACAAACCUCAACCACUCAACCACUGCUCUGUUAGAUGUUUUUUCUUUUUUCUUAUUUGAUGUAAUAUUUUGAUUUUAAACUGAAUGGAAAGCUGUUUUAAUUUCACAUAAUGACACUGUCAAUGAUUUGCUUGCAUAAAUUCCGUCCAUGUCUCUUCCUGCCGAAACGCCCUGACAAUGAAGAAAAUGACAAAAACAACUCAGCAUCCUGUUAUAACCCUUAACUUUUUGAUCACACAAAACAGGACAUAUGUCAUGAAUGUCCAAUGUAAGCUGCUUGAGCCUCAGCGGUGGUCACCCUACCUGUUUCUUGCACUGGGACAUUUUAAAAAAGGACAAAAACCUAACUAAUGCGAGCCACUCUGUUGAAAGAGGGGAACUGUGCCUGUGCCUUAUGUCGAUGCACUUGUGGCAAGAAGAAGCACAUCACACAGACUUUCUUUGGCAUCAACGAGUAACAUGAUCUCUGAUUUCAGUUCAGUUUCAUCCCAUCCACGAAUCUCUCCCUCUCCCUCUGUGUGAAUGCAAAGACCUUCGGCCGCAUCUGACUGUAGCUCUCCCUGCUGUCGGCACCUGACUCUGCGAAAGGAUGAGUCUUUUUUCUUUUUCUGUUUGCCACUUCAGCUUCCCUUAUUUUGGAUGACUCUCUCGUUACUUUGUUUAAUAUUAUGCGUGAAAACGUGUAUGUGUUUCUGUUAGUGUUUUAAGUGACAAACAUGUGAUCCUGUGGAGUUUAAACAGAUUACGGCACUGAUGGGUCUGAUUUCCACUGCUUAUCGCAAACUACUUGGCCAAAACGUCUCGUUUCUCCAACAUGUUACCACACGAGAUCUUUAUGACUUGUUUUUUCAUCUUAACAGGUUCAAAUCUGGUGACUUAAGAUGUUAAAAGCGUGCUCAUUUGUAACGUGUGAGUUCUUUCCCUGAGUUUCAGGUGGAGACCAGUUUGGCAAGACCACUUCGUCUUAAGGCACCAGAUGCAAUAACUUAGCGUGUAAAGACCUUGCAGGAUAACACCCACAAGAAACUAGACCUUUUGGCCAAGUGGCUUAUGAAAACUCCUGAACACACUGAUAGUAGCGCACAUUUAUUUAUAUCUUGUGUUGUUUAAAGUGUCACAUCCUUUUCAAGAGCCAGGUGUACCAACCUUCUCCUGUCCUAACUCCUGUCUCAGCUUCUCUGUCGCUGUAUAUUAAAGGACUUUCAGAAAUAUUUCACAACAAAAUUGAACCUAUCUGAUGUAUUUGUUUUUUGAAUACAUGUACACAAGAGAAAUACAAUUUUUUAUAUGGUUGUAUAUGUAAAUAAUGUAUACAUAACCGCGUUGGUGCGCAUCAGACGAUACACGCCGACAAAAGAGAAACAUUGCUCUUUUGCAAAAAGGAAAACCUUUUUUAUAAUGUACAUCAAUAUGUGUUUUUAUACUAAAAGGGCAAAAAAAAUAAUGUUAAAGGAUAUUCAUUGACUUAGCAUGUACAGCAAUGUAUACAAUGUUCACCUGUGGAGAACAAGCCAGUUUUGUUUUUAUGCUGCCUUCCUGUACUCGUCUCUCCUGCUGAGCUCAGAUGUUUCACGCCAACACAAACCUGCUUUCUUUUUGUUCUGUUGUUGUUGUUCUGUUGGGCGCGAGGUCUUUGCAUUCUCUCCAAGUGUGCUGUGUGUGAAGUUGUGCUACUAUGAGUGAGCUUGUUUUGUUCUUCUGCUCCACAGAAUGUGUUGAAUGAUUCUCACAGAAACCAAAAGUAAAAAAUAAAAAAAGCAGAGAAGGAAAUGAUACAGAGGGUUACACAUGAGCUACAAUGAUUGGAUUAAUAAUUCAUUCAUUCAUUGGAUUCAUUAAUAAUCAAUUAUCAGAUCACAGACAAUUUUAUCAGACAAAAAAGUUUUGAGAAGGUACACGAUUACUUUGACAAAGGAAUAAAGAACGUUUUCAUUGAUUCCAUAGUAACACUAACACUAAAAAAAGUUAGACAUAAUUGUAAUUUAUUAACACUAUUAUGCAAAAUUCUAUCAGAUUUAUUCAUUUCUUUAUGUGCAGAUUGCACAAAUUUUGGAGUCAAAAUAAUCUAAAGGUGAUCCGAAGACGGCACUGAUCAGGCAUCACCCAGUGGAUCAUAUUGCUGAUGGAUUAAUAACAUCGACCAGAUCACAUUCUGUAAUGCAGCCCUGUGUGUUCACGCUGAGUGCUCUGUACUUCCUUUCCUGGCUUCACACUGGAGUUAACAUCCAUCCUGAAUAUUUACAUUUUUCUUCAUUCUUCAGUCUGAAACUGCCGUUCAUGGAGUAGUUUUCAAAGAUGCCAAAAUAAAAGGCGUUGUUCAAA
Molecule: messenger RNA, 6045 nt
Organism: Siniperca chuatsi (mandarin fish)
Lineage: Eukaryota; Metazoa; Chordata; Actinopteri; Centrarchiformes; Sinipercidae
Gene: sgcd
Product: sarcoglycan, delta (dystrophin-associated glycoprotein)
Exons: 9
Coding region: 905-1783 (292 amino acids)
Biological process (GO): cardiac muscle tissue development; heart contraction
Cellular component (GO): sarcoglycan complex; sarcolemma
Source: RefSeq, a predicted model, not a curated record